CUUACCGUCUUCACCCACUGAACAACAACUGCACUGCACUUCACCACACUUCUCGACGAGACUGAGUUCUCACGAGACAAUACGGCACCCGCACGAUAGCACUACGCAGCAUCUUUGCACGAUAUUCUCUCCGGCUCAGCUGGAGACUGGAGUGGUAGUGUCCGGCAGAUCACCUCUUUGAUCUGUUACCCUAGCGUUGCCCUGGUGUUUUAUCUUGACCCCGUCCAUGCGCCGCGACCUCCUCACGAUAACUCGCUGAACACCUCACUUGCACCUCCUCAACCUUGACCUCAGCUGCGGAAAUACCUCGACGACAAUACCGACCGAUUAAAUGAAAGCGUAGAAGCCUUUAUUCUCGAUCGUACUUCCGCCUCCAUCCCAGCCCGAUUCAUCCUCCCACCUCGCGAAUCUCUCGAUCCACAGCAGCACUCUCGUUCGCUCCACUUGCGUCGCAAACACAUGUUCGUUCUCGAGGAGCAGAUACUCGUGGAGCACAAGUUAUAAUUCCAUGUGGAUAUUGGAGGACGACUAAGGCACGGCUUGUUGAUUAUCGGCUACGCUACACUGUCUGUCCCACCAGGAUCAACGCCCAAAGAUUUCGAAUUUCCUACCACGACUGAUACAGUGCACAUUCUCAAGUUCAGAACAUUGAGUGUAGGUCAGGUCGCGGACCUGUACCGAAACCUCAAUCUUUUGGUUCGGAGCGUAGCUCACCUGCUCUCGAGAUGGAUCCAACAAAUUUUCAACAACAAAUGGGCGCCGGCCCUGGGCCAAUGAUGCCCCAGCAAAUGCAGCAGCGCCAACCUCAGAAUCCACAUGCCUCUGCUCAGAUCCAGUCGAUGAUCUUCUCAACCCUUCAGCAGCAAACCGGUACUCUUACUGGUUGGCGAACGCAGAUUAUGCACAACGAACGAAUGGGUCUGAUAUUUAACAUAAUUGGAAAUCUGCGCCUGGCCAGUCAAUCCCAAUCGAAUGCUCCCAGCUUGCAAAAAAUGAUAGAAAUUGGCAUCCGGUUCGAGAAGGACAUAUUUGACAAAUCUCAGAACAAGGAAAUCUACAAGCAGGAAGUGCAAAUGAAACUGGAGCAGUUACUAGAACGACGAGCAGCAAACCAGGCCGGCAUGCAACAACAGAUUCACCAACAAGCUCAAGCGCAGGCACAAGCUCAGCAAGCCCAAGCUCAGCAGCAAAUGAUGAUGAGCCAAAACAACAUGCCUGGGCAAGCCCCUAGAGUCAUGCCUCCGCAACCACCCCAGCAGGGGUUUUCACAUCUCCAGCGUCAGAUGCAAGCUUCACCACUUCCAGGACAACAGCCACCACAGGCUCCUAUGGGACUGCCCAACCAAGGAGUUCCACAGAAUAUGUCUCAAAAUCAACAGCAGUUUGUUCCCAUGCCGCAGCAACAGAACAUGGGCGGCAGGCCAGUCAAUAGUCAACCGCCUAUGACACAACAGGACAAUGCUGUUGUAAACGAGCUUACCAACAGACUGAUGUCUGGGGCCUCGGAAGAGGAGAAGAAUACGCUGAGAACUUCCUUGCAGCAGCGAAUGGACCCAGCACAAUUUAACAAGUACCAAGCCCAAGGUGUAGAUCCCAUCUUCAUGUACUACCGAAAUCAAGCUAUGAACAGACUUCGCCAGGAGAGAAGUCAGCGCAUGCAACAAGCCCAGGCUCACCAACAGCAGCUUGCUCUCUCGCAGCAGCAAGCUCAAAGUGGGCAGGUUGCGCCUCCUAUGCAACCGCAACGAUCUAUGAACCCUAGCCCAAUGAAUGGACAGAGCCAACCACCUACCACCGUGGGUGGAAACCCGGAUUUUGGAUCAUUUAUGGGUAACAUGGAGAAUCUUGCAGCACAACAGCAGCAGCAAGGCGUACUAGCACAAGAAGCUGGGCAGAUGGUAGUUCCAGCCAGUGUUCCUCCACGAAAUGGAACCCCACAGCCGGGUAUGGCUGGUCAAGGGAUAGAUAUGGUGCCUAAUCCUAACCCCCGAGCCCAGCAACAGCAGCAGAUGUUCAAUGCUCAGCAGAUCCAACAACAAAGAAUGCAGCAUGCACAACAGCAGCAGCAACAACAACAACAAUCGCAGGCACGUUUAAAUGCCCAGCAAAAAGCACAGCAGACAAUUGGGCUUCGAGGUCAACCAGGUGGGAUGGGGCCUGGCCCGAAUCCGCCACAGCAAAGCCCUGCAAUGGCGACGCUCAAUGCACCAUUGAGAACGCCCUCACAGCCGAUGGCCCAUCCAGAACCACCUCAGGUGAAUCCCAAUGCUCAAUUUGGCCAGCCACUAGAUCCCCGCUUCAUGCAAGGGAAUAGACCCGGAGCAGCAAACGGUAUGACGUUUGCUGGACUGAAUCCUGCCAUGCUUCAGAAUAUGACGCCGGAGACUCAAAGAGCCUUGGCUGCCAUGCCGCCAGACAAACUGAAUGAGGUGGUGAAGCAAUGGCACGAAUCCCGCGCCGGGCAAAUGAAUACCGCAAAUAUGGCUGGUGGACGCCCUCCGAUGCCAAUGCAAGGUCCUGGCCAGGCUCGGCCCGGUCAACAAAUACCACCAGGUCCAUUCAAUCUUCAAAAUGGAGCGAAUCAAUUCAUGAUGGGGAAUUCAGGACAACGGCCACCUCAAUCGAUGGCCCCUGGCAUGAAUCCUCAACAGCAAAUGCUUUUGCAACAACAAAUGGCUAGUCUACGGCAGAAUCAGAUGCAACAGCGUGUCGGCCCGAACGCUGCGCAGAUAGAGCAGCGCGCUCUGCAGCAGAUGGACAACGUGGAAAUUCCUCAGAUUUUCCACAACCACGCCAGCAUGCCCCAGGGGAGUCCACCAGAGAUAAAAAAAUGGGGUCAGCUUAAGCAAUGGAUAGCACAGAAUCCGAACCUUGCGGGAACGGGGAGUCUCGACGCUGUCAAGAAUCUUCAGAAGUUGCACUACACACAGGCAAUCCGAAGUCGUCAACAGGUUCAGGGUGCUAGUAUGCAGCCAGGUGCCCAGCAAGGCAUAGGUCCAAAUGCACCUCCGGCUAUGGUUGCUCCCGUGGCUCCUAUGAUACCUCUCAACAACGGUAUGAAUAUGCCAGGCCUCGGCCAGUUGCGACAACCCACUGCACAAGAGAUACAUACGAUGCGAACCCAUCCCAGUGGUAAACUGGCACAAGCAAGCGAUGAACAGAUACGUGCUAUAUACAUGAGGAACCAGGCGAACCAGCUCCAACAACAAGCUCAAGCCCAGGGCCAAGGACAAAUGACACCUCAGCAGCAUCAGCAACGUCAACAAAUGAUGGCCCUGCAAUUGAGUCGGAUGCAACAAGCCAACGCCCAGGCCGCCCAUGUGACUGGGCAACCAAAUCCAGGUCAGAUGGGACAAGCUCAACCCAACCCUACACAGGCCCUCAAGCCACCUCAAGCUGGCCAAAACUCCGGUCCUAACGCUCAUUCCGAAUCGGCCCCUGGUAUUCCGAAUAAUCGGCCAAGCUCCCGACCUCAACCAAAUGCUCGAAACGCCGCCCAAACAUCUUCACCUGCCCAACCGGUUAAGAAUUUGAAGCGUGCCAGUAGUGAUGAUGUUAUUGAAGUUCCUAACCCGAACACUCAGCAGCCACGCCCAUCUCCCCAGCCUGCGCAAGACUCGACUCAACAGCCGCGACAACUUCCAACCCCACAGCAGCUUGCUGCAAUGGACCCUGAGACAAGGAAAAAGUACGAAAAUGCCAUCCGGGCUGCGCAGAAUGCAAACCAAGGCUCCAAAAUGACUGCAGAGCAGGCCAGAUUAGCCAUAAUCUCGAAAGAGGAGCAAGCAAAGCUACCACACACAAUUCCUGAUAUCUCUAUGGAUGAAGAAACGAGAAAGAAAACCGCGGCGGCUUUACUCAGCGUACACUCGGGCAUGAUCAAUGUCUCGAAAGCCUUACCGAGAUGGUUCCAAGUCGAUCAUGAUGAAGCUCAAGCUAGGAGAUUUUUCCAGGCAGUAUGUAUUCCACACCAUAUUUCUCUUGCCGUUCAUGACUAAAUCCUUUAGCGCUUUCGCUAUGGCAGGCAAUUUCGUGGCGACUUCAAUCAGCCCAAUCCCACUUUGAGGGACACCUUCUCUAUCAGUAUGGCAGAGAUUGAGAGCACAAGGUCCAUGAUGGGAGCCAUUGUCAAAGUGUUGAGCGAACGGUAUCCCAAUAUGAAGAAGCCUGACGGCGGCGCCAAGAACCUGCAGGCUCCAGCAUCACAAAGCGAGGCUCAACAGUCACAACCCAAUCAGCCGCCAACCCCGUUGAAUGCCGCAAAUCUACACCAACAGCAGCAGCAGCUCAAUAACUUGCAUAAAAGAAACAACAGUCGCAGCUCAAACACACCUGCGGCUCCUACCUCUUCACAACCACCUUUUGCAUUUGGAGCUACAUCGCCCCAUGGAACGCCUGCAUACGCCGGCAAAAAUACCCUAAAGCAAGAGGAUCUGCAUAUACCUGCUCGAAAGAAGCAAAAACAAAACAGUACUCCCGUACCGGGUCAAGGAACUCCUGGCUCAAAUUCCUCACCUCAAGUGUCCAAGGCAACAUCACCUGAUCUGAAGAGGCAGCAGUCAGAUAACAAACAACGAAGCAAGCCUUCCUUGUGCUGUUCGGAGCCAGAGUGUGACAGACACAAUAUCGGCUUCGAGACCCCUGAGGCACUGAAGGCCCAUACUCAGGAGGAGCAUAUACGACCGCUGGAGAACCCAUUGAAAUAUGUCCAAGAGAAUCUAGCCAGCACACUUGGAUUAGACAGUCAAGGCCAGUCGAAGAAACCUGUAGCUGCCCAAUUACCGGAAAGUGGGCCAGUUGCCGCUAAAAUGGCGGUGACUGGUUCAAGACAAGGCCGAACGCCGACUGCCAAAGAAGACAAUACCCCUGCCGGAGCUACGCCAAUGAACCGUCAAGUCUCUAUGAAUCGCCAGAGUAGUGCUACAGAGGGAAAGACAAACAUUCCAUCUAAGUCUAUUCCUGGCAAGGACGCCACUGGAAGGGGCCAAACUAGCCAAAAGGAUGCCAACAAGCCGAAAGAGAACCCAGUGGAGGCGGUGGCCCCGAACUUGUGGGCUAAUGUUACAAUUGAUCCUCAUGAUCUCUUCCAUAGUUUUCAGCCAUUCGAGACUGGCGCAGGUGGUGCAAUUUCGGACAUGAAUGUGUAUCGUUCGAUUACCCCGAACGAUACGCCAGAGUCAAGCAAGGACGGUGUUUCAGAACCGAACAGUGAUAUUUCUGAUGGCGUUGGCCUAGAUAUCAGCCUCGACAUCUUCGAUGAUAAGUGGAUGCCAUUUGGACCUGGCGAUACCGAGGGUCUUUUUGAUAUGAGUGGAUUCAACGUCAAUGGUGAAGAUGACCUUACCAUGUUUGACGCCGACCCUCCGGCCGUCACUUACCAGUCAUGGGACGACAUGGUGGAUCCUUCUGUCCUUGACAAACCGUUUUCUUUCGAUACCUCGUUAUAUUCCAUGAAUGCCGAGUAAGAGGCUGCAGCAGUUCUCAUCAAUUCUCAUUAUUUUCGUGUACCUGUUUUCUUAGGCGUUCUAAGCUAUGGAUGGAAGUCUCAGCAUUGGUUGGAAGCUAGGCAAGGAUGUUGAGGAGAUAUACCAGUUAGGAAAAGCAUGUGUGGCUGGCGUUGCGGUGAUUUACAUCUUUGGAUUAUGGACUUGGCUUAGCGCCGGCGUCGACUUCGAUACAAUAUUUGACUAGUAUAGGGCUCUUGCAUAUUUUUGACUCUGCUUGCGCUGCUUAGCUGAUGAGUGAGCAGAUCUGUACGAUUGGAUAUGAAAUUUUACAUGCGCA
Cadophora gregata is the source of this 5784-nucleotide messenger RNA. RefSeq lists its product as uncharacterized. The coding region runs from base 726 to 3998 and encodes 1090 amino acids. The record is from RefSeq and is a predicted model, not a curated record. The transcript has 3 exons. Lineage: Eukaryota; Fungi; Ascomycota; Leotiomycetes; Helotiales; Ploettnerulaceae.